UGAAGGAGUUCAUUUGCAGUCAUGAGUUUUGCUUUUCGAGGGAGUAGGGGUGAUAUCGAAAGCGGGUUUUCGGAAUAUGUUCCUGAAAGAACCUCAAUGUUAUUUUGAUAUUCAUGAUAUUAAACUCCCCUCAGAUGUCGCAUUAUUUUCUGCUCUGGGUAAUACUGGCUGUCUUCGUGAUGGCUACAGGUCUGAGAAUGUAUGCAACAUGUCAACAACUUCAAGCACAAGCUCGGGCUCAUGCUGCAGCAGCCUCUGGGUUGCUUGGUCAUGCUGAAUUACAUUUUCAAAUGCCACCAUCUAUUUCAAUUGCAACUAGAGGGAGAUUGCAGGGACUUAGACUUCAGCUUGCACUUCUUGACCGAGAAUUCGACGAGCUAGAUUAUGACACUUUGAGAGCUCUGGACUCUGAUACUGCUUCUAGUACUCCUUCAAUGACUGAGGAAGAGAUAAAUGCCUUGCCUGUUCACAAGUAUAAAGUUCCACGCCCAACAAAAGAUGGCUCCACCGGUUUAACAUCCUCUUCAGAAGCAGCUGAGAUUAAACAAGACUCCAAAGGAGCCGAGAGAAGUGUCAAAGGUUCAGAAGAUGAGCUGAUAUGUACUGUUUGCUUGGACCAAGUUAAGAAAGGGGAGCUUGUGCGAAGCUUGCCGUGCUUGCAUCAGUUUCAUGCCAACUGCAUCGAUCCAUGGCUUCGGCAACAAGGAACAUGUCCCGUGUGCAAAUUUAGGAUGGGGUCAGGAAGGCAGGGAAACACCGAUAGCGAGUCUGGUGAUUCAGAUAUUUUGUAAUAUUAUUCUGAUAUGGCUGUAAAGUGCGCGAUGCUCUGGAAUAUUCAAGAAUGUAAUCCAUUUAAGUAAUGAAGGUACAAAUUCUUCAAUGGAUGAUACACUAUGAGUCUGAUGAAUGUGAUCAUUUUAUUUUGUAAUAUUGUUAUUAGUUGCAGUGUAAUCUAAUCAUACAAAUGUGUAAAUACUAAGUAUAUCAUACAAGGUGUCCAAUAAGUCUUUCACUCUUGCCCUCUAUUUUGCGUUCAAAGAAAUAAAUAUAGUUUCUUGGCACAGCCUAGAAUUAAACUUCUAGACGCACUUAAUACACACCAAAAUAUUUCGUAAGCGAGUCAUCCCAAUUUUGCCGAUGCUUAGAGACUAUAGAGACGAAGAGUAAAUCCCGCAACACCAAUGCUUAGAUGUUUGAGCCAUGAAGAGUAAAUAAACACCGUGACCGAAGCACAUAGGAGGAAGGAAGAUCACUAGCCCACCAUGACCCAAGACAACAAGAAAUAUAUA
Messenger RNA from Vicia villosa (hairy vetch), 1289 nucleotides. Its product is annotated as E3 ubiquitin-protein ligase SDIR1-like. Bases 114 to 791 code for a protein of 225 amino acids. The transcript is spliced from 7 exons. Lineage: Eukaryota; Viridiplantae; Streptophyta; Magnoliopsida; Fabales; Fabaceae. The record is from RefSeq and is a predicted model, not a curated record.